GAUUUAUUUAUUUAUUUUUAAGGAGCUGUCAUUGUUACAACACCACAAGACAUUGCCUUGCUAGAUGCUCGCAAAGGUGCUGCUAUGUUCCAGAAAGUAAAUGUUAAAAUACUUGGUUUAGUUCAAAAUAUGAAUGUGUACAUCUGUCCAAAAUGUGGAGAAAAGAGCCAUAUAUUUGGAGAGGAUGGGGCUUUGAAGCUGGCUUCUGAAUUAGGCUUAAAUAUGCUAGCUGAUGUUCCUCUAAAUAUGCAAAUACGCAAGUCUUGUGAUUCUGGCCAGCCUAUUGUUGUAUCAAAUCCAGAAGAUGAACUGGCUCUUAUAUAUCGAGAUUUAGCUGAGAAGGUGACAAGUAGUCUUCCACCUUGGGAAGAUCCUUUUUUCUCAAAAGUGUGAACCAUCAUAUAAAAUUAGAAAUUAAUGUCAAGUUUUAAUUUAAUUUAAUUACUAGUUUGUUUAUUAUUUAUUUGUUUCCUUUUGUUUUAUGUCUAAGAAUUCUUUAGCAGAUAUCUCGAGGAUAAUUAAAUUCUGUAUUUCCUGAGAGAUUUGCAUUUAAAUUAAAUUUUGAUAAAAAUAAAUAAAUAUCAUUUGUUGUAA
Messenger RNA from Stegodyphus dumicola, 594 nucleotides. RefSeq names its product NUBP iron-sulfur cluster assembly factor, mitochondrial (gene Nubpl). Gene Ontology annotation, biological process: mitochondrial respiratory chain complex I assembly; iron-sulfur cluster assembly. NCBI's taxonomy places the organism in Eukaryota, Metazoa, Arthropoda, Arachnida, Araneae, Eresidae. Gene Ontology annotation, molecular function: ATP binding; ATP-dependent FeS chaperone activity; 4 iron, 4 sulfur cluster binding. Gene Ontology annotation, cellular component: mitochondrion. The record is from RefSeq and is a predicted model, not a curated record.